AUGCAAAAAAGAGUUAGCGACAUUACUACUUUGAAAAUUCGAACAAUUAAUGCAAAUGGUAUGAAUAAAUAUAACCCUAUUUAGACAUCUCUCAAAGUGAUUAGCCAUUUUUUAAUCAAAGACUUGAUCAAACCAGAGAUAAUAUUCAAAUCCCUCAAUCUAUUCAAGAGAUUUUAUUCCCUCAUUUUUAAAUCAAAUCUUUGACAUCUGUAAUUGUAUCUUUGCUUGCAUUAAAUUAUAUAUGUCAAUACAUCUAUUAUCAAGUUUCAGGAUAUAAAUAUUUUGGAUGUGUAUUAUAUGAAUUUGGAGCAUUUUAUGCAGCUGAUGUCAUUAAUGAAUGUACAAAUCAUUAGGAAUUAAGAUGAAUUUUAUAGAUAUAUUACUGGGACCCUUUAUUUUGGAAGUAUCUACAAUGCUAUUGUUUUUGUGACGACAUUUA
Paramecium sonneborni is the source of this 439-nucleotide messenger RNA. NCBI's taxonomy places the organism in Eukaryota, Ciliophora, Oligohymenophorea, Peniculida, Parameciidae. The record is from the annotation of a GenBank genome assembly.